CCCCUGAUUGGCCCCGGCACCUAUACGCAAAAGAAAACGAGGAGAGGUGGCUGACAGAUGAAAAGCACGGAACCCGCUGAUAAAGUGUUGUGGCGGAGAAAGGAGCUGUAUUGUCGCAGAGGUCCUAAGGUGGAAACCUGUUGCUCUUUGAGGAAGAAUGUACUGCAGGGGUGUGUGCUGUAACCACUGGUCUUCUGAGGAGAGGUUAGAUGGGAAAACAGUGGUCAUCACUGGAGCCAACACUGGUAUAGGCAAAGAAACUGCCAAGGACCUGGCAAGAAGAGGUGCACGCAUCAUCAUGGCGUGCAGAGACCUCGAGAGGGCAGAGGAGGCACGGACGGACAUUUUGGAAGACACAGGAAAUGAGAACGUGGUCAUCAGGAAACUUGAUCUGUCUGACACCAAGUCCAUCAGGGCCUUUGCUGAAGUUGUUAUCAAAGAGGAAAAACAAGUGAAUAUCCUGAUAAACAACGCAGGCAUUAUGAUGUGUCCCUACUCCAAGACGGUUGAUGGGUUUGAAAUGCAGCUAGGUGUCAAUCACUUGGGUCACGUCCUGCUGACUUACUUACUCUUGGACCUUAUCAAGCGUUCUGCUCCGGCCCGUAUUGUCGUGGUGGCAUCGGUGGCCCAUACCUGGACUGGGCUUCGACUGGAUGAUAUCAACAGUGAGAAGAGUUACGAUGCUAUGAAGGCCUACGGACAGAGCAAACUGGCUAACGUCCUCUUUGCACGCUCACUCGCAAAAAGGUUGCAAGGUACAGGGGUGAGCGUCUUCUCUCUGCACCCAGGGGUGGUUCAGUCUGACCUGUGGAGGCACCAGCACCAAUGUAUCCAAGUGGCGGUGAAGAUCUUCAAGGUUUUCACCAAGACCACAGUGGAGGGAGCGCAGACUACCAUUUACUGUGCUGCAGAGCCAGGUCUAGAGAGCCUGAGCGGAGGGUACUUCAGUGACUGCGCCACUGCAAGGUGCUCAAGAACCGCCUCUGAUGAUGACUUGGCGCAGAAACUGUGGGAGGUCAGCUGUAACAUGCUCGGCAUCACCUGGCAGUGAAGACACUGUGUGUGAAAACAUCAUACUUUAAACAGCACUGCUAAGCAGUUUUAUACAUGUAUUAAUGUUACUGUUUAAAAGAAAAGUAACAGGAUUGCUCCAAAGACCAUUUUAUUUUGUAAAUGAUCUAAAAAAGCUGUACAUUGUAUGUUUUGGUGGGAAAAAGUGUUAUUAAAAAGUGCAUGAUGCUUAUUUCUGUGAGGGCAUAUCUUGUUCAUUCCAGUCUUGAACAGCGAGAUAGAGCAAAGUGUGGAUCUGGUUCUGAUCAGUAAAACUCAGAUCAUUAUGAAUGCUUGCAGUUCUACCUUUCCUCCUAACAGUAGAAAGAACUAUUUACAGCAUGGACACAUAUGGUUGUAAGUGUCAGCAUGUAAGAGUAACAACUACAUUGCAAAAUUUUGCUCGUUUGUAACCUAUAGACAUGUUAUGUGAUGUGACAUGUGUGCUUUGACACUAUGACACUGAGAUGAGUAGGCUAAGUAUAAUGAAGAAAGGAAAGAAAAGUCAUUAUAAAGCAAAUGCCAGAAUGCUGUUUAGAAAUCACAUCUUAAUCUGCAUCACAUGAGGGAGGAUUUAGUGCCUAAGGAAUGUGGAAUAAGAUAAGCCCAUGACCAGUAAUCUGUCUGAACAAUGUGUGCAUUCUGAUUUAGAUAUACAGUCUCUGAAAAAAAGGAUCUAGAACCCCUGAUUGUAAUUUUAUGGAUUUAAAUAUGUG
Molecule: messenger RNA, 1766 nt
Organism: Pundamilia nyererei
Lineage: Eukaryota; Metazoa; Chordata; Actinopteri; Cichliformes; Cichlidae
Product: retinol dehydrogenase 12
Exons: 7
Coding region: 158-1051 (297 amino acids)
Source: RefSeq, a predicted model, not a curated record